This is a messenger RNA of Chanos chanos (milkfish), 1960 nucleotides long. It is a transcript of the gene hnrnph1l, whose product is annotated as heterogeneous nuclear ribonucleoprotein H1, like. Gene Ontology annotation, molecular function: RNA binding. The transcript is spliced from 11 exons. The coding region runs from base 86 to 1321 and encodes 411 amino acids. Lineage: Eukaryota; Metazoa; Chordata; Actinopteri; Gonorynchiformes; Chanidae. The record is from RefSeq and is a predicted model, not a curated record.
CCCAAAGCUCGGCAUACGAAAUAGACGACCACGCCGUACGCAGAACAAACAACCACAUUAAGAAGUUCUCCUGUUCUAACAAACAAUGGCUGACGAUGAGGGAUAUGUGGUCCGAGUGCGCGGUUUACCAUGGUCCUGUUCAGUAGAAGAGGUGGCGAGAUUUUUUUCAGAUUGCAAAAUCGCCAACAAUGGCACAGGUAUUCACUUCACGUACACGAGAGAGGGCAGGCCAAGCGGAGAGGCUUUUGUGGAGUUGGAGUCAGAGGAAGACCUGAAGAUUGCUGUGAAAAAAGACAGAGAGACUAUGGGCCAUAGAUACGUGGAAGUGUUCAAAUCAAACAACGUGGAGAUGGACUGGGUGAUGAAACACACAGGUCCUAACUGUCCGGAGACAGAGGGGGACGGACUGGUACGUCUACGUGGGCUGCCCUUCGGCUGUAGCAAGGAGGAGAUCGUGCAGUUUUUUGCAGGGUUGGAAAUCGUGCCAAAUGGGAUAACAUUGCCGGUGGACUUCCAGGGGAGGAGUACGGGGGAGGCCUUCGUGCAGUUUGCUUCACAGGAUAUAGCUGAAAAGGCUCUAAAGAAACACAAGGAAAGAAUAGGGCACAGGUACAUUGAGAUCUUCAAGAGCAGCCGUGCCGAGGUGCGGACCCACUACGAGCCCCCUCGUAAAGCCAUGGGCAUGCAGAGACCCGGACCUUACGACAGGCCCAGCGGCGGCGGCCGGGGGUAUAACGGCAUGAGCCGCGGAGGCUCCUUCGACAGAAUGCGACGUGGGGGCUACGGAGGAGGUGUAUCAGAUGGCCGUUAUGGUGACGGUGGCUCCAGCUUCCAGAGUACAACUGGUCACUGUGUACACAUGAGAGGACUGCCUUACCGUGCCACAGAGACAGAUAUCUACAGUUUCUUUUCUCCUCUAAAUCCGGUGCGUGUGCACAUCGAGAUUGGCCCAGAUGGACGUGUGACUGGAGAGGCAGACGUGGAGUUUGCAACACAUGAGGAUGCCGUGGCUGCCAUGUCAAAAGACAAGGCCAACAUGCAGCACCGUUAUGUAGAGCUGUUCCUCAACUCAACAGCAGGGGGCAACAGUGGGGGCUAUGGUGGCCAGAUUAUGGGAGGAAUGGGUAACCAGUCUUCCUAUGGACACAGUAGCCAGCAAAUGAGUGCUGGUUACACAGGAGGCUAUAGCAGCCAGUCUAGCAUGGGUGGAUACAAUGAUUACAGUAACCAGAGCGGAAUGAACAGCAGUUACUAUGGCAGCAGCCGCGGCUCCGUUGGCAUGAAUGGCACCAUGAGUAUGGGAGGGGGUUGGGGCAUGUAGAAGUACCCUGAAUGUCUGUUAUGACAGCUGAGAGAGUCUCUCAGCUUGAAAAGAAAUCUUUUUUUGUUUUGUUUUUUUGUUUUUGUGUGUGUGUCUGAGGUUUCUGGAUACUUUUUUGAAGCUACAGGAGUUUAUUUUGUAAUGUGUAAAGUUUUAGGGAAGAAUGCACUUUCAAGUCUUCUUCCGAUUCUGAACUUCGUCACUGGAGUCAGUGCAGUGAUUUGUUUUUGUAUCCUGAAUCCAAGACAAAAUGGGUUUGCCAGAAUUCCUUUUCCCCCUGGUUCAGUUUAAAUAGUAGCGUUCACGCUUCAUUGACUGUGCUCUGUUCACUAAGCCAUGUGCGUGCUUGUAAAUAUGGUCACUGGCUGAUUUAAAGAGACUACUUAAUGUUUCCAGCCCCUCAACUCUGAAGGUCAUGGUUUGAAUAUUGGAUUUUUUUAAAUGUGAAUGGACAUAUUGGUGCGGCUUUUGUGUUUUAUUUUUGUUUCUUUGUUUUUCUUUUUGACUAAACUGGAAAGUACUUGGCUGGUUUGAUACAGUUCAUAAGUAUUUUAAUCAUUCUGUAUUGUCAUUCUCUUUCAGAAACACACACACUCUCCCUCACUUUCUCUUCCAUGGGUUUUUUUUUCUGGUUUUUUG